AAUUAUCAACAUUGAAAGCAAAUUAUGUUAAGGCAGAUUAUUCUUAUGGACUCCUUCCAAACAAAACCAUAGAUUUAAACGGAAUAGAUAGUGUUUACAUCGAAAUGACAAUGCCAAAUAUUGAAUUCAAAGAAUUAGAAUUUGAUAAUAAUACUUUUGAAACUAUCUUGCCUCUUAAAGAAGACAUUAAUCUUCAUAAUAUAAGUAAUGAUGAAAGUUAUUAUCUAUCUAAGGGCUAUGUUACUGAUAAAAACCUAGAAGAAGCCAAGCUACUUUUUAAGAAAGCAGCUAAUUAUUGGCUUUCAGAUGCCCAAUUACACUAUGUGUUUACCUUAAUUGAAGAUAUAAAGGAUUAA
This is a messenger RNA of Cetraspora pellucida, 356 nucleotides long. The record is from the annotation of a GenBank genome assembly. Lineage: Eukaryota; Fungi; Glomeromycota; Glomeromycetes; Diversisporales; Gigasporaceae.